AUGUUCGGGCACGUGCAGCGGUGGCACAUGCCGGAGCCUGAGAACGAGGAUGCGCGCGGGUGGAGCAAGCGGGAGGACGUCGUGGUUGGGAAGGUGACGUCUGACAGGAUGGACAAGACGGUCGUGGUGUCCAAGAGGCGGCAGUACACGCACAAGUGGUACGGGUCGUGGGCGAGGUUCACCAAGUACUAUGCCCACGACGAGGACAACUCCUGCAGGAUCGGGGACACCGUGCUGCUGACGCCGGAGAAGGAGGCGCGCAGGCGCUCCAAGCUCAAGUGCUGGAAGGUCUCGCACAUCCUCAAGAGGGACGAUGCGCACGAGUUCGCGGUCAAGGCGAACGCGAUCGACCGAGCGCUGCGGGGCGUCGGCGUCGCCCUGCCCGACGAGCUCCCCGCGCAGUGUGCCAGCCCCCUGCCGCGGGACGCCGUGUCGCUGCUGCAGCGCGACAAGCGCCAGGUCGAUGCGGCGAAGCAGCGGGUCGCCCGCAAGGGCGCCGAGGCGGACCCGCAGUGA
This is a messenger RNA of Pedinophyceae sp. YPF-701, 516 nucleotides long. NCBI's taxonomy places the organism in Eukaryota, Viridiplantae, Chlorophyta, Pedinophyceae. The record is from the annotation of a GenBank genome assembly.